Castor canadensis (American beaver) is the source of this 8898-nucleotide messenger RNA. NCBI's taxonomy places the organism in Eukaryota, Metazoa, Chordata, Mammalia, Rodentia, Castoridae. The record is from RefSeq and is a predicted model, not a curated record.
UUCCACAGAAAGAUAACUGGAGGCUAAUGUAGUUAUUACAUAAAUCAGAAACUCAAGCCUUGAGUGCAAAAUUCAUCUCUGGAAAGGAAGGACUGAACUUUCCAAUGUCCACUCACCUCCUCUGCCCCUUAACUGAGCUCUCCUCUCCCCCAGAAUGGUGGCUGUGACUGAACUAAUUACUAAAGUUUCAAGGAGGCAGCAAUUAAAAAGUUCUUGGCACAACUAGACUGCCAUUUAUGCAAAAUUUGAGAAACAUUAGAUUCCGAUCCUGUUUUUAAUUAAAAUAAUGGUUUUCUGGUCUUCAUCCUCAUGACCCAGUAGCCACAAGGAAUUUGAGUUACUUUGCCUAGAUUUGCCACUGCAAGGUUAGAGAAGAGAAAUGGGGAUAUUUAUCUGAAUAGGCUGUUCUAGACAACUAAGAAUAAUGACAAACCUUAUGUCUUCCAGGGUGAACAAGGAUUUCCUGGCCUUCCAGGAACACCAGGCUACCCAGGCACCCCAGUAGGUUUUCAUUUCUAACUCCCCAUCACAGACAUAAAGUAUGAACAAAAACAAUCUACUCCACAUGGUCUUGGGAAGGCUGGACAGCAAUAAUAGGCAGGAAUGAACGAAUGCUUGUUUGUGAGGUCAGAUUUAGACUUUAAUACUUUAUUUUGCUUUUGAGGCAUUCAGAGUUGGUCAGAGGAGAGGCCCAGGCUAAUAACAACUCAAAGAGUGACAGUGAUGAGAUCAGGGGCUUAGAAGCAAGACUUCACUUUAACAUCUAAAUUAAGGGGAAUGAUCUUGGAAAAGUAGAAAGGCCCUCAUGGUAGAAAGCAAACCAGGUGGGGUGUAGUACGGAAGCCCAGGAAAGAUGUAUUUCUGUAGAUGGGGGUGGCAGAAAACUUCCUGAUGCUGCUGAGAAGUCCAAUAAGAUGAAAACUUGAUGCUUUGGCAGUGGUUUUAGCAACCUAAACUCAUUACUGACCUUAGCACAGGACAUUGCAUGGGACAUGUCCAUAGCAGGAUGAAGCCUACAGGCAGAUUUGGAACUAGGGAAUGCAUAAGAAAUGAACAGUUUGUGGGUAAGAUGAAAGAAAGAUAGGACUGUACUGGGAAGGAAGAAGAAGGUGAAGAAAAGACCUAGUGGUUUACUGAAAUAGAGAGACUUGAGUUUAUUGAAAAGCGAGUAGGAAAUGGACAGUAGGACAUGGAGGUAAAAUAUGAGAGGACAGAGUUGGAGUGAGUAUUUGAUUUGCUUCUAAUUGUUAACAUGCUGGUCUUUUCCAUAGGGUGCUGCUGGUUUGAAAGGACAAAAGGUGAACCCUUUAUGGACUACUGCUAUUGAAAAUCUCUAAUCAUACAUAUCAAAAGAACUUCUACUAAAUUAUGAAACAUAAGCCACUACUAAUCAGAUUUCAUAAUCCAGGCCUUACUCAGAAACCAUAAAAAUUAGACCAUGGUAUUUAUUGCUCUUGAACAGCUCCUUCUAGCUCUUGUCAAAUCUUAAAAAUACACGCUUUGAUCUUAAAGAUACAGGGAUUAUGUCAGCCAUGAAGGAAAUAGGAUCUAGGGGAAGAGAAAUGAUCUCAUGCUCAGGGUUCCACAUUUAGGUCAGGAAUUGCCACUAACUUUGGUAUCUUGUGAAAUGAUUUCUUACCCCUAUCUCUUUCUUCCUACCACAUUAAGUUGUCAAUCUUAGAAAACAGGAAAAUAUUUUGAAUUCUUCAGAAUGGAAGAACUACAAAAUACGAAAACAUUUCUCUAAGUAUAUCCCCAAAGUACUUUUACCCUUGAGGUAGUAUGACCUUCAGUAAGUGUUUAAAGCGAUUUUGAAAACACAAAGUUGGUUGCGUUUGAUGAAGUUCAUUUUCCAGGGUGCUCCUGCUCAAGGAGAAGAUGGAGAAUACAAUGGGAAAGGAGACCAGGGGUUUCCAGGAAUUCCAGGAUUCCAGGGUUUACCAGGCCCUCAUGGUUUUCCUGGGCCUAGUGGCCCACCUGGCCUUCCAGGAUUCUUUGGCUUUCCAGGAGCUAUGGGACCUAGAGGACCUAAGGGUCACAUGGGUGAUAACAUGAUAGGACAAAAAGGAGAGCAGGGUACAAAAGGAUUAAUGGGACCCCCCGGAUCACCAGGAACAGUUAUUGUGACACUCACUGGCCCAGAUAAUAGAACGGACCUCAAGGGGGAGAAGGGAGACAAGGGAGAAAUGGGCAAAUCUGGACUUCCUGGACCCUCAGGACUGCCUGGAGAAGCAUGUGGAUCUGAACGGGGAGCUCCUGGGGAACCUGGUCCACCGGGAAAACCUGGAAAAGAUGGAGCCCCUGGCUUCCCUGGCACUAAGGGAGCCAAAGGCAACAGGGGCUUCCCAGGGUUAAUGGGUGAAGAUGGCAUUAAGGGAUGGAAAGGGGACACUGGCCUUCCAGGAUUUCGUGGUCCAACAGAAUAUUAUGACACAUACCAUGAAAAGGGAGAUAAUGGAAUCACAGGCCCACCAGGGCCCAAAGGAGCUCGUGGCCCACAGGGUCCCACUGGUCCCUCUGGAGUUCCUGGAAGUCCUGGAUCAUCAAAGCUUGGCCUCAGAGGAGCCCGUGGAUGGCCAGGUUUAAAAGGAAGUAAAGGGGAGCGAGGACCCCCAGGAAAGGACACAGUGGGGCCUCCAGGGUCCCUAGGCUGUCCUGGUUCACCAGGCCCUCCAGGACCACCAGGACCUCCAGGACCUCCAGGUGAUACCAUUUUUCGCAACGGUCCACCUGGUGACCGUGGACUGCCAGGCCAGCCAGGGUCUCCAGGAGUGCCAGGAGUUGAUGGGUCCAAAGGAGAACCAGGCCUUCUGUGUACACAGUGCCCUUGUAUCCCAGGGCCCCCUGGUCUCCCAGGAUUGCCAGGAUUAGAUGGUGUCAAAGGAAUUCCAGGAGGACGAGGUGCAGUUGGUGUAAAAGGGAGCCCAGGGUCCCCAGGAAGUGCAGGUCUUCCAGGAUUUCCAGGAUUCCCAGGUGUUCAGGGAGCCCCAGGACAUAAAGGAGAAAAAGGUGAAAUAUCUCAGCCCCACGGGCAAGUGGGCACCCCUGGAGAUCCUGGGCUUAGAGGACCACCAGGGAGAAAAGGCUUGGAUGGAACUCCUGGAACUCCAGGAUUAAAAGGAUUCCCGGGACCUCAAGGCGAACCGGCUCUGAGUGGUGAGAAGGGGAACCAGGGUCCUCCAGGGGAUCCUGGCUCCCCUGGACCCCCAGGACCUGCAGGACCAGCUGGACCACCUGGUUGUGGACCCCAUGGAGAGCCAGGUCCAAAGGGCACCCAAGGAGUUUCUGGAGCCCCUGGACCACCUGGAGAAGCCGGUCCUAAGGGAGAAUCCAGUAUUUCAACACCAGUCCCAGGCCCCCCAGGACCUCCAGGACCUCCUGGCCAUGCUGGCCCCCGAGGUCCUCCUGGUAUCCCUGGAUCCACGGGAAGAUGUAAUCUUGGUCUUCCUGGACCUGAUGGUGAACCAGGAAUCCCAGGAACUGGAUUUCCUGGGCCUCCUGGACCUAAGGGUGAUCAAGGUUUUCCAGGAACAAAAGGAUCACCAGGUUAUCCAGGACAGAUAGGAGAGCCUGGAUUUCCUGGAGAGCCAGGCUUUCCAGGAGCCAAGGGAGAACCAGCACUAGCCAGGCCUGGAGAACCAGGAAAACCAGGUUUUCCAGGAGAAAGAGGCAAUUCUGGGGAAAAUGGAGAAAUUGGAUUCCCUGGACUUCCAGGUCUCCCUGGAAUUCCAGGAAAAGAAGGGCUUGAUGGACCUCAAGGAGAUCCAGGGCAGCCUGGGCCACCUGGAGAAAAUGGAUCCCCAGGAAGGUGCAUAGAGGGGCCCAAGGGAGUCCAAGGCCUUCCAGGCUUAAAUGGAUUGAAAGGACAACCAGGCAGAAGAGGUGAAGCAGGGUUGAAGGGCGACCCAGGCAUUCCAGGCUUGGAUAGGUCAGGGUUCCCCGGAGAACCUGGGCCACCCGGAAUCCCAGGUCAUCGAGGUGAGAUGGGCCCACCUGGUCAAAAAGGAUGUCCAGGCACUCCAGGAACGUUAGGACCACCAGGUGAAAAGGGAAUGACUGGGAUGAUGGGCUAUCCUGGAACCCCUGGUCCCCCGGGGUCUCCUGGGAAGCCAGGCACGCAGGGGCAGAAGGGUAGCCUUGGAAUUCCAGGAAUGAAGGGUGAGCCAGGACCCCGAGGAGCCAAAGGGGAACAAGGAAAUAAAGGAAGCCCUGGGCCUUCCCGAAUAGCCCACCAAAAGGGGGACAAGGGAGAACCAGGACUCAAAGGACUUACAGGAAAUCCAGGUGAGAAAGGAAACAGAGGCAUACCAGGGCUACCAGGAUUUAAAGGCCUCGAAGGACCACCUGGACCAUCUGGACCACCAGGCCCUAUAGGAGAUCUGGGGAGGCCUGGAAAUCCUGGAGAAGCAGGACCACAAGGCAUGCCUGGAAACAUGGGGAACAUAGGUGUGCCAGGUUCUAAAGGAAAACCAGGCACCUUAGGACUCCCGGGUCUAGCCGGAAGACCAGGCCUUCCAGGCAUUCAUGGUCUCCAAGGAGAUAAAGGAGAGCCAGGCUAUUCAGAAGGUACAAGGCCAGGACCACCAGGACCAAAGGGGGAUCCAGGAUUGCCAGGUGACAUGGGAAAGAAAGGAGAACGAGGGCCACCUGGCCCACCUGGACAAUCAGGGCUUGCUGGAUCUGAAGGAGCACCUGGGAGUCCUGGAAGUCCUGGCCACCCAGGAAAGCAGGGUCCUGAUGGUGAUUUAGGUCUUAAAGGAAUCAAAGGCUUCCCAGGCCCUCCAGGAAUAAAAGGCCCUCCAGGUCUUCCAGGAUUCCCAGGAUCUCCUGGACCAAUGGGUAUGAGAGGUGAUCAAGGACAUGAUGGAAUUCCUGGUCCAGCUGGAGAAAAGGGAGAAACAGGCUUGCUGGGGGCCCAUCCAGGUCCAAGAGGGAAUCCUGGUGCUCAAGGUGCCAAAGGAGAAAGGGGAGUCCCUGGCUGGCCUGGCCUCCCGGGCAGGAAGGGGACAAUGGGAGAUGCUGGGCCUCAAGGACCUACAGGAAUAAUAGGACUCCUAGGGCCACCAGGUCUGCCUGGGGCAAUCAUCCCUGGCCAAAAAGGAAAUCGAGGUGUACCUGGUUUAAAAGGAAAUCCAGGUGAGCCAGGUCUCCCUGGACCUCCAGGAAGUCAUGCAAAAGGCAUAAAAGGUGACAAAGGAUUGAUGGGCCAACCUGGCUCAAAAGGUCCACCUGGAACUGUAGGAGACAUGGGGCCACCAGGUCAUCCGGGAGCACCAGGUGCCCCAGGUCUCCCAGGGCUCAGAGGCGAUCCUGGAUUCCAUGGAUUUCCAGGCAUGAGAGGAGAGAAAGGUAAUCCAGGAUUUCUAGGACCAAAUGGACCUCCAGGGCCAGUUGGGCCAAAAGGACCACCUGGUGUACGUGGAGACCCUGGCACACUUAAGAUCAUCUCCCUUCCAGGGAGCCCAGGGCCACCUGGCCCACCUGGACAACUAGGGAUGCAAGGAGAACCUGGGCCACUGGGGCCACCAGGAAACCCAGGAUCCUGUGGACCAAGUGGUAAACCAGGCAAAGAUGGGAAACCAGGAAAUCCUGGAACAGUUGGAGAAAAAGGCAACAAAGGAUCUAAAGGAGGUCAAGGACCACCGGGAUCAGAUGGAUUGCCAGGUUUGAAGGGAAAACCAGGAGACAUGGGAUCACCUGCAACUGGGAUGAAAAUGGGAGGUUUUGUCUUCACCCGACAUAGUCAGACAACAAAAACUCCUUCAUGUCCAGAAGGGACAGAGCCACUCUAUAAUGGGUUUUCUCUUCUCUUUGUACAAGGAAAUGAACAAGCCCAUGGACAAGAUCUUGGAACUCUUGGCAGCUGCCUGCAGCGAUUUACCACAAUGCCAUUCUUAUUCUGUAACAUCAAUAAUGUAUGUAAUUUUGCAUCUCGAAAUGAUUAUUCAUACUGGUUGUCAACACCAGCUCUGAUGCCUAUGGACAUGGCUCCAAUUACUGGCAGGGCUCUGGAGCCUUACAUUAGCAGAUGCACUGUCUGUGAAGGUCCUGCGAUGGCUAUAGCUGUUCACAGCCAAACCACCUCCAUUCCCCCAUGUCCCCAUGGCUGGAUUUCCCUCUGGAAAGGAUUUUCUUUUAUCAUGUUCACAAGUGCAGGUUCUGAGGGCUCUGGGCAAGCACUGGCAUCCCCCGGCUCCUGCUUGGAGGAAUUCCGAGCCAAUCCAUUUGUAGAAUGUCACGGAAGAGGAACAUGCAACUACUAUUCAAAUUCCUACAGUUUCUGGUUGGCUUCAUUAAAUCCAGAGAGAAUGUUCAGAAAACCUACUCCAUCAACUGUGAAAGCUGGAGAGCUAGAAAAUAUAAUAACAAAGUAAUGGCUCAGAAAAAUGCAUUUAUUUAGGCACUUUUUUCUAACCAUACAAUGUUAUUCUACGAAAGCUUGGUAUACAAAAUUUCAGUUUGUACCACAGAAGAAAGCAUUUCUUUCAAGAUAGUUCUGUGUUUAUGUUCUCCAAAUCUGUGCUGUUUCAAAUUUCUCUGUGGCAAGGCAACAACUUUUCUCAAAAUACUGCUGAAAUUACUUGUAUCCAAAAUACUAUCUACAUGGUGAUUGUAUAAAACUUGACUGCUACAAGCUACAAGAUAUUUGGUUCAUGGAUUCUGACAUUUGUCCUCUUUCUUCUAGUCUUUAAGACAUGGGGAGGCUCAGUCAGUCACAGAUUGCCCUACUACAUCCUUCCUGAAACUUUCUCAGAUAGAGAAAGGGCAUUUAGAACACUGGAGAACAAUGACUAGAACUGGACUGUCAGACCUAUUGAGUAGCCCAAGGCCUGAGGGACUAGAAUUAAAACUGAUGUUCGUGGAUCUUCUACAACCAAAACUAAAGUCAAAAGGAGGUUGCCCAGCUGGAGCCAUAAUAACCCUGGAAACAGUGUAUGGCUUUGUUUUAUAUUUCUUUGAAGGUUUUUAUUUGUAUUGAAUUUGUUUCACUUCAUCAAUAUAGUCUGCCUAGUACUCAAAGUGGUUAAAAGGUUUACUGAAUUAUCGUAAUAGGAUGUUGCUAUACACACACUUAGAAAUCUAACUAAACCUCUCAUUUCCAAUGCACCUGAAAACAUUACGAGGACACUACUGAUUAGAUAUGCACUUUAUCCCCAUUCAUAUAAAUGCUGGUGCAUACCUUUUUUAACUGGGUACAGUAGUUUAAUAACCCAUGAAAGAAUGUAAAGCAUUUGUUGGCUUAUCUGGCUCAGAACAUUUCUUCUGAUCUAAAUAUUUGAUUACUUGGUUUUACAGACUUGUUCCUUUGUUACUUUUCUAAUUCUUGGUUUGAAAAAAAAAAAACCAUGUUUUUAUGUCAUAUAUUUUUUCAACACAGUGGUUGAAAGAGACCACUGUGUAAAAACCUUAAUGUAUGAAUGCAUAACCGGGCAGCUAUAUGUCCUAAAACUUGUUUUUAAGUGUGUUGAUCCAUUCCCAAAUUUACUUAAUUUAACUUAAUAAUUUUCUUCAGCACCAAGCUAUAUCACAGGCACUAUAUUAAGUUAUGGAGAGACUGGAGGGUGGAUUUUGUUUCUGAUCUAAUAUCUCAGAAAGGCUCCUUACUGCUUCUAUUAAGAAUCUCAUAUAGGGUCUGGGGUUGUAGCUUAGUGGUACAGCAUGUCCUUAGCAUGUGGAAGACCCUAUAUUUGAAUCCCAGCACCAAAACCAACAAACAAAGAGAACGUCAUGUAUAUGAGUUGGCUCUCCACUCCCCAUCCCCCACCUUUUUCUUCCUUUAUCACUAUUUUUAUAUUUCACCAUCAUGAUUUGGCAGGCCUGAGUAAAAGUUUAAAAAAAAAAUAAGAACUCUGCUAAGGGAAAGUCCAAGACCUUUAUAUUCUCCUAGGCACUGAAGAAGCUAAGGUCUGAACAAAAUUAAGAAAACAAAGAUCUACAGACAUUUAAAACAUCCUUUAUACAUGAUGAUCGUUCUAUUCGAUGAGUCUUAGAGGCCAGGCAUCAUGAAGCAAAGCUUUGAAGAUGUCUUUUAAUCCACUGAGGUGGAAUUGGUGGUGCUGAUAAGACUAUUGCUCCUAUCUCAAUUGUUUUGUAAGGGAAAAUGUGAUCCACGAGCACAGACAUGGUUUACAUUCUUUGCUGCUCACAAGAUUGCUGUCAAGCCAUUUUUACAUCCUAAGACAUGCGACAUUCUAUUUAAAUUAUGUACUUAUAUUCACCUAAGACUAAGAUCUUCCUGUUCUAAAAAUAUCCUACUGUCUGAACUGUACUGCAGUGACCAAGAGGACUAGCUGAACUCCACGGUCCAGUGGUUUUCAAAAAUGUGGUUCCUGGACUGGUAGCAUCAGCAUCAUCUGGGAACUUAUUACAAAUGCAAAUUCUAGCCCACUCUAGACUUGGAAAAUUAGAAACUGUGCAGGUAGAGGCCAGAAGUCCAAGCCUCCCUCAUUAUUCUGAUGCAUCCUAGAGACUGAGAAAAGGUGCUUUAGACAAACACUCAGGAACUGGCCACAACAGUUACAGCUUUGCCUGUUUUAAAGUCCAAACUCACAGGUGACUUUAAGGUAAUAUACUUUUACUCCUACUAAAACCUGGUGCUAAUGCCAAAUGACUGGCCCUUACUUGUCCCCAAGCCUUUAUCUCCUCUUGCCCUCUGAACAGUAUUUAACCUCUGAGGAAGACAUAUGAUGCUUAAGCCUUAAAUUCCAAUGAAGCCAUAUGAACAAUUGUUAAAUCAUACUUCUAAGAAUAAGCAGGAAAAUACAGCUCAUGUGCAUUAUUUUCUAGAUAUUUAUGAAGUUAUGGAGAUUUAACCUCUAGACAAAAUAUGAGAAACUUGUUUCUUUUAAAUUUGGGGCUGCAAUCUCACAGUGUGAUAAAACAACCAAUUUCUCAGAG